Messenger RNA from Hydra vulgaris (swiftwater hydra), 1001 nucleotides. RefSeq names its product ragulator complex protein LAMTOR4 homolog. NCBI's taxonomy places the organism in Eukaryota, Metazoa, Cnidaria, Hydrozoa, Anthoathecata, Hydridae. The record is from RefSeq and is a predicted model, not a curated record. Gene Ontology annotation, biological process: cellular response to amino acid stimulus; positive regulation of TOR signaling. Gene Ontology annotation, molecular function: guanyl-nucleotide exchange factor activity. Gene Ontology annotation, cellular component: lysosome; Ragulator complex.
UCACGUCGCUUAUGUAUUUUAUAAAACCGAAACAAUAAUUGUAAACAUGCCUCGAUAAACCAGUACAAUACAAAUACAAUCAUUUUAAAACCGAUUUAAUUUUGUUUUUUUAUUCCUAAUUUUCUAUUAUCCUAAUUAACUUUUACAAUUAUGUCUGGAUCAUCUUCUCUUUUAAUGGGUAUCGAUAAAAUUGCAGACAACUCUGGUUAUUUUGUAUUAAACCGUGAAGGUGCUGUUUUGUCGUCAGCUGGUGACCUUGAAAACGAUGAAGAAACAGCAAAUCAGAUAUUGGAUAUUAUUUAUUCUGCAUCAAAAGUUUCUUUGUCCAAAAAAGAUGAUGAAUAUUUCCAAAGAAUCUCAUUAAUUUACAGUGAAUUUGUUUUGUUGGUAACCGUGUGCAACUCGCGAAUUUUUGUCGUAAAGCGACCGCUGGCAAAAAGUGACAAAAACGAAUAGGAGUUUAAAUUUUUUUUUUGUAGUUAAUAAUUUUUUGUGUGCAUUUAUAUGAAUUCUUUUUUUCUAAAUAGAAAUAAAAUAAAAAGUUUUAAAUUAAAAACAUUUGCCACAAUUUCGUAGUACUUCAUAAUAAGGAUAGUAUUACGGUACGGCACAGGUACAAAAGUAUUAUGUUUGAUACGUCAUAAAUAUUAGUUUGGAUAAAAAAGAAAAAUACAAUAAGAAAAGUAACAUUAAUAUAUUAAAGAGAAUUUCAUUUAUAAAUUGUUGUGUCUGAUUGUGUCAAGUGUAAUAUAAAAUUAAAUUUUUGUUUUAAUUAGAAAAAUUGUUGUAUAUUUUAAAAAACGUUUCUUAAACGGUAUUGUUUUCUUUGUAAUUUUUAAUGAGAAAAGUUGUAUAUUUUAAAAAAAUAUUUCUUAAAUUUUUUUUUUUUAUGAAUUCAGUCAAUAUUAGUGAUUUUGCAAUUAUUUUUCAAUUCAUUCUUUAGAUCUCUUUAGCUGUAUUAUUUUUAGAGCUCAGAAUAGCCGAAAAUAAAUUUGUAUACU